Molecule: messenger RNA, 3759 nt
Organism: Hypoxylon trugodes
Lineage: Eukaryota; Fungi; Ascomycota; Sordariomycetes; Xylariales; Hypoxylaceae
Product: ubiquitin 3 binding protein But2 C-terminal domain-containing protein
Exons: 1
Coding region: 1-3759 (1252 amino acids)
Source: RefSeq, a predicted model, not a curated record
AUGAUAUACACAAGCAAACCGCUUGCUUUAUCUUCCAUAGUGAGCGGCGCAUACUCACUUGUUGCCCGUCAGAGUGGAUGUAGCUUCACCAUUUCGACUGGUGGCUCAUUCAGUGGUCAAGUUGGUCAAUACAGCAGCGGCCAAACUAAUGCUGGAAUUUCUGGAACUAGCGUUACACCAUCUGGCUUCGUCUUGGAUGGAGAUACAAUAUCAGAUUCUCAAGGCAGAGGUUGUUGGUGGACACCGCCGAGUACAGUGCUCCAGUGCGACGUCGGCCAAACUCCCGAAGGCGGAUUUUCUAUCGGCUGCAAUGGGGAGGUGACUUAUAAUGGUCAAUCUACUUUUUGGCAGUGCGCAACGGGCGAAGAUGGUGUCGUCAUGAUAUAUCUUUCCCCUGGAGGAAGUAAUUGUGAUCAGAUCACCUUAACGGCAAGCGGAUGUUAUCCUUCAUCAUGUGGUUCAGGGUCUAGCGGUUCCGGGACAGCUCCAGGUCAAACAGGCAGCGCUACUACGGGCGUAAGUGGCACUGCUCCUCAAGGCGGAAGUUCAACCUCCCCAGGCGGCGAAAGUUGGACGGCGCCGGGCGGGGGCUCAACAUACCCUGGCUGGAGUGAAACGGCCUCGAUGAGUAUGAUUUCGACGUAUCCCGGUAUAAGCGAAACUGCUCCAGUAGGAGGGUCAACUUAUCCUGGAACGACACCUUGGGGGACAGAAACUUCAGGAAUAUCUGGAUCGCUUCCCACUGGAGGAACGGGUACAGAAUCUGCUACAGCCCCAGCGGGAGGUUCAAGUACCACUCCUGGUGGCAAUGGUGGACCAGGUACCUCACCUCCUGAAGUGACUGAAACAACAUCACCUGGAGAGGGAACUGCGCCGCCUGUGUCUACCGGACCUGUAGUUACUUCAUGUGUGCCGGAAACCAUGACCGUUUACGUCACGGUCACAGAUUCCGCGUGCACUGGGCAAACAUCCCCUCCUAGCGAGACUUCUCCGCCCGAGACGACCACUAUAGAGACGGCCACUAGUCCUGCUAUGCCGCCACCGAUGACUAUUCCUACCGAGACAGUUCCUACUAUUGUAACAUCGGAGCAGUCACCCACAACUAGUCCAGGAACGCCGGCUACUACUCCGGAAGUUCCUACAUCGGCAACGUACCCUGCAACAAGUGUCCCCCCGCCGGAAACUACCCCGCAAACUACAGCGGAGACUAGUCCAGAGACCAGCCCGGAGACGACUCCCCCCGUAACAACCCCAGAAACUAGUCCCCCAGCAACCACUUACCCUGUGACAACCCCACAGACUACGGCAGAGACUAGUCCGGAGACCAGUUCGGAGACUAUCCCCCCGGUGACUUCUUAUCCAGUGACAACUCCGCAGACAACUGCAGAAACUACCCCAGAAACCAGUCCCCCAGAGUCCACUUAUCCAGUCACGACUCCGGAGACUACCCCACAGACUAGUGCAGAAACUAGUCCAGAGACUACUCCCUCAGCGACUACUUAUCCAGUGACAACUCCACAGACAACUGCAGAAACUAGUCCGGAAACUAGUCCUCCGGGGACGCCUACCACACCGGAAACACCCACCGUACCUCCAGUAACUCCUACAACUACUCCAGAGGUACCUACUUCGACGGAGUAUCCCACGACGUCUCCUCCGGCGCCUCCACCAACAAGUCUCCCUGUUACAACGAGCCCGACGGAGGGAACCAGUGAAACAUAUCCGGGAUCUGGAUCGAUUUCUACCAUAUUUAGUUCUGAGACUGUUACGGUACCUGGAUGCGAAACUGGAUCUACAGUCUGCCCAAGCGAGUCUAUGAGUACCAGUGUUCCGGGAACCUCGCCACCUAUCGUCACCAGCAGUACGGGGCCUCCGAAUAGCGAAACUUACCCGGUAACUACACCGUCGAUUGAGACUACCACUCCCACUACUCCGGCUACUCCAACCAUACCUACUAGUGAGACUUACCCGGUCACUUCGCCUACAACUCCGGCGACGCCAACGGUCCCUACUACUCCGGGAGAAACUAGCCCUUCGACGUAUCCGGGAACGUCUACUACGGUGGUUGAAACAACGAGUACUACGAGUCCGUGUACCACGAGCUCUGAAACUGUUCCGACGGUCCCUACUGUCCCUACCGUUCCCACGAUUCCCACAGUACCGACAGUUCCUACGGUGCCGACUGUCCCAACAGUACCAACGGUGCCCACAGUUCCUACAGUUCCAACCAGCCCAGUCUCAACAUAUCCUGGUACGUCUACGACAAUCGUCGAGACUGAGAGUACCACAACCCCGUGUACUACCAGUUCAACUAUUCCAGGAGAAACUCCAAGUACCAGUGUUCCCACGAUUCCAACUGUACCCACUGUGCCAACGGUCCCUACAGUCCCUACAGUUCCGACGGUUCCAACGGUUCCAACGGUUCCUACUACCCCGGGCUCGACGUACCCCGGCACGACUACAACAGUCGUGGAGACUACAAGUACCACGAGUUCGUGCACCACUUCAAGUGAGACGGAAGUACCUUCGACUUCAACAACUCCCACGACAGAGACAGGAUACCCUAGCACCACAACACCUGAAGUACCAGGAACCACGACGUCUCCAACCCCUGAAUAUCCCACAUCGACGCCUGGAGUGCCAACGACGACCUCACCCGAGGUGCCCGGAACGACGUCUCCAACUACCCCGGCGACAACACCAGAGUAUCCAACUUCAACACCCGGAGUUCCUACUACAACAUCGCCAGAAGUACCCGGUACGACAACGCCUACUACUCCGGGGACGACCCCUGAAUAUCCCACUUCGCCGCCGGCAGUGCCAACCACAACGACGCCCGAGGCCCCUACCACAACCCCUGAAGUCCCGACGACAACACCGGAGACUCCAGGUCAAUCGACACCUCCGGCUGAGACUACACCUGAGACAAGUCCACCCGGGUACCCAACGGCACCUCCAACGACCGAAGCGACAAGCACUCCGGGAUAUCCUACAACCCCACCAGCUGAAACAAGCAGCGGCGAGAUCCCUCCUCCGGCGCCAACCCCACCCGCACCAACUUCCACCAUAACGGCCGGCGGCAACAACGCCUGGCCCGACCAAGGAAGUUCAAGUUCCGGGUCCCAACAAUCCAGCCCCGACAACCAUGACAAACCCAAGGACCAAGGUCAGGGACCCGCGUGGGCACCAUCCAAGGUCCCACGCCGCUCUGUCGAAUCCAGGAUGUUGUGUCCCGGCUCUCUUUCGGGACAAUGGGAAGCCCCGCGCCUAAUCAUCCCCAUCGACAGCGCGAACCCGGAUACCGCUUAUGGUCCGUCGUCUUUUGGUGAAGUAUCACCUACAAUCUCGACAAUCUUCCAAUUCGGCGCACCUCCGGGUGAUAACAGUGGUGCUGAGAAGAAGAUGUGUACACUCGUGUUCUUCUCCCCGGAUAAACGCUCUAUUGACCCUGAGGCCGCGUUCAACAUCACCGGUCCAGGGGAAAUUGAGUUUGCGCGCUUGGAUGGAAGGGUGGAUACUGAGACUACGCAGAAUAGUGUUUCGGAGAUGGUGAAUAGUGUGCGAAGACUUAGUAUUACGCACGAUAAUGCGUAUACCGUUGAGUCGUUCGCGUGUCCUACCGGGGACGAGGAGGUUACUGUUGAGUUGAGCAGUGUACCUAGAAGCCUAACGGAGAUGCGGUUUAUGCAAGAUGCGGAUGAGUGUCCGCUUGGCUUGUACAUGCUCACUUCUACGGCGAAGGAUGCUGAGUUGAAGUAG